Caenorhabditis auriculariae is the source of this 4376-nucleotide messenger RNA. The record is from the annotation of a GenBank genome assembly. Lineage: Eukaryota; Metazoa; Nematoda; Chromadorea; Rhabditida; Rhabditidae.
AUGUGUUCCGAAGACAAGUAUCAAUCGGUUCUCGCCAGUCGUUAUUGUAAAAAUAGUCCAUUGAUGGACUAUUUGUCAGAAACAAGAAAGGUUUUAAGAAGGGUUAAAAAGGAAUGAAAAAUAAAUUUUUUGAGGCGUCUUUAUGGCGACAAUUAUGGAUAUGGUUGGCUGAAGCUGAACACGAACUUGGUUUGAAGCAGGUAAUCGGUUGCAGAAAUGUUAUUUUGAGAAGAUAUAAUGAUACCGUUGUUAACAGAUUAAUGAAGAAGCGAUCGAAGAAAUGAAAAAGAAUCGCGACGUUUUCGACUGGCCGCUAAUUCGGAGCGAAGAGAAAAAAUUGAAGCAUGACGUCAUGGCUCACAAUCACGCUUUUGGAAAGGUUUUUUCUUUUCAUAGAAUUAAAAACCUUAACUACGUAACUACGGCUGUAUAAGGCGGCAGAUCGUAUUACGGUGGUUUGAAUAAAUUUUCUGGUGUUAAAAUGAGAGCUUGUGUGUUUUUUUUUCUAAUACAACUUAUCUUCUAAUCUCGAAAAGAAGAUCUUUAAGAUACGGCAAAAAAACAUUUCCUGGCUCUGAAACUGAAUAUUGCCGGCCGCCGUAGAACUGUCUUAUAAUCCGUGCUACAACGUAUGAAUUUUUGAUUUGACAGAUUUGUCCGAAAGCAGCUGGGAUAAUUCAUCUCGGCGCGACAUCUUGUUUCGUCCAAGAUAACGCCGACCUCAUCGCAUUCCGUGACUCGAUCGAUCACAUUCUGCGAAGGUUUUCCUCGAUAUUCAGCUCGAAAAAAAAAAUCAUUUUUCAAGAUUCGCCACAGUCCUUGAUCGACUCUCCACUUUUGCGCUCGAGAACAAGGAGGUUUCUGCCUUUUUUCCAGCUUCGUGAAUCAAUUUUCGGUAGGUUGUCACUGUGGGACGCACGCAUUACCAGACGGCGUCGCUGGUGACAGUUGGAAAGAGGGCGGCGCUGUGGGCUCAGGAGUUUCUGAUGGCCUUCCAACAGGUUCUUGUCCUCUGCUUCUUCCAUCAAUCGUCUGUCACAGAUUGCCGAGUUCCGUGACAAAAUGCGCUUCCGAGGGAUCAAAGGAGCCACUGGCACCCAAGAUUCUUUCCUCACUCUUUUUAGUGGGGAUGAAGAGAAGGUUUUUCAUUUAUAUCAAACUCUUUUCAAGAUCUAGACUUGUAUGUUUAAGAGAAAGCUUUUGUAAGAUUUAUUUCUGAAAGUGAUGAAAUUUUCUAAUGAGAUACUUGGGAGCUCCAGAGUGGUCUUAUGGGGGCAACCUUAGGGCCAUUGGAGGGUGGUAGGGCACUUCAUCAACCCCUAGAGGGGCUACAAAAGUGCAAAAGUGGCCCCUAUAGGGGACAUGCUAGUCGAUGAUCCCUAUGAACUCUAUGCGAAGAAGGAAAAACUAAAUAAAUGCGUUUUUUGAAAAAAUUGGAGGACCCCUAUAGGGACCACUUGUCCGUCUUUUCUAGGAGCUGUUUUUCCCCCUAACCCCUAUAGGGAUCACUUUAAAACUCCUGAGUAGUAAAAUAAAAAUUGAAAAGCCGUCUUGUUUAAAGUUUUGUGGGAUCAUAUGGUCGACAUGAGCUAUGGAUUUUUGCAGGUCGAAAAACUCGAUAUUCUUGUCACGGAGAAGGCUGGUUUCAAAAAUCGGUUUUUGAUUUCGGGACAGACCUACUCUCGACAACAAGAUGCUCAGCUCAUUUUCGCGCUGUCUCUACUUGGUGCGGCUGCGAAGAAAGUUUGCACGGACGUGCGGGUUCUUCAGGCCUUCGGAGAGCUUCUGGAGCCUUUUGAAAAGGUUCGGUUCGAUGAAAGACAUCUUCUCAUAAAGAAAAUGGAACUUUUCUUAGUCUUAUGCAUUCCGAUUCUCGUGAUUUUCGAAAGUAAUGUUGUGGGUGAUGGCCGCGAAGCGGCAGCGCGUCUAAGUUUUUUCAUAAGUGGUUCUUUUUAAAUUUGUUUUUGUCGAAUCUAUUAGGAUUUAGUUGGACCGGAGAGAAGCAGAGAAAGAAUGUGCUUAAAAGUGUGGAAAAUAACAGAAAAUACUGUGUCAAAACUCGCGGAGAGGAAAACACAGCAAAAUAUUUGAGGACCAAAUCGGCUCCUCUGCGAUGCCCUACAAAAAGAACCCGAUGAAAAGCGAACGAUGUUGCUCCUUGGCGCGCAAGCUGAUCAACGCGCCGCAAGAAGCGUUGACGAUCCUGGCGGACCAGGGCCUAGAACGGACUCUUGACGACUCGGCCGGCCGCCGAAUCCUCAUUCCCGAUUGCCUUCUCACUGCCGAGGCACUCCUGACGACACUGCAGGUGCAGUGAUCCCUCUCAUCUAACUCUGAAAACUUUCUUCAGAAUAUCUUCGAAGGGCUGAAAGUGCAGACGGAAAACGUGAAGAAGAUUGUCGAGGCCGAAUUGCCUUUUCUGGGGCUCGAAAAGGCCAUGAUGUUCUUGACGGAAGAAGGAGUUGAUCGUCAGAAGGUCCUAUUUUUCUUCAAUCUCAAAAAAUAUUGUGCGUUGUGAAGUUCAGAGAAACUUGAAAAGGAAGUAUAGACCGGAUAGUCGCGGCUUGAAGUCUGCUAAACACUAGGAAAAUUUUGCACCGCUUAGUUUUUAGAACAGUUUUUCAACGUUUCAAAAGUUUAGAAGAUCUCGUUUACAGGUGCAUUUUUAAGCUUUAACUUUAAUUAUUUUCGAUCCUAAUUUUAACUUGUGUAAAUCAUAGAAUUUCAAUCGUGUCUCAAAGAGUGCUUGACCAAAAAAAAAAUCUCAACAAACUUUAAUAUUGAGAAAAAAAAUUGUUACAAUGAUUUUUUCUUCUCUUAUCUCUUCCACAAUCUGUAGAAUGGAAAGCUCUUUGAGGGAGCUUUCCAAUCGAUUUCUUUCAACGUAUUUCUUCAUUUUUCUAGGCUCACGCUGUCAUUCGUGAAACAGCUCUUGCGGCAAAAGAGCUUCAGCUCAAACAACGCGUCGACAUGAGGACUAUGAUGGAAAAUGAAUUCUUCGACUCGGUCCGAGAAAAAGUCGUCGCUCUUGUGUCAAACCCUUUGAACUUCACUGGAAGGUAAAAUUGGCAAUGUUCUUUUUAUAUGAAAUUUUUAACCAGGUGUGUUUCGCAAACAGUAAAGUUUGUGAAGGAAGAACUGCAGCCGGUGGUCGAAAAGUACGUUGAUCCGAAUUCAGGCCGCGUUCAGCUCGAUGUCUGAUCUUCAGAAAUUCUCAAAAUCCAUAUCAUUUUUAGAAUUUCUUCAUAGCUGGUUGAAUAAAUGUUUUAUAUAUUUUUAUUCAACGGUUUUUUUUCAAGGUGCGUUCCAUAACUACAUACAGACAUGCACGCGGCUGUAAGUCAAAAAAAACUUGAGGUUUUGCAGCGGUCGACAACUUUUCAGAUGGGUCUACCUUCCAGAAAAGACUCGCCAUACACGUCCCAUUAUUGCGAAGAGAACAUAUUUAAACUGUGUCAACUUCUGGAAGGAAACGAAAAGGCUUUCGCUGUUUUCAUUUCGAACGGCAAAAAAACAAUUCCUCUGUGGAGUCAGCGUCUUUCUUCGAAUGGGUGAGGGGGCAAAGUAUUUUCGAGGGACAGACCGAAAAAAUGAUUGAAAGGGAACUAUGCUUCAUUAUUUCACUCGGGCUUCAGUUUGACUCAUUUUAAUACUCUUAAUCUUAUUUUUUUUUGUCAAUUUCCUUAAUCAAACCUUUAUCUUUAUAAGAAAAAUGAAACUUUUCGGACUCCCUAACAGUGGAAGUAAUUUUUUUUUGAAUCAUUUGAACUUCGUUUCAGUUAUGAGAAGUCAUUGAGCGGUAUAACCAAAAAGCGCCGAAAAUUUUAAUUUUUUUUUUCCUCUGAUAUCCUGUCGACAUUGAAACGUAUUCUUACAGAAGUUAUGUUUUAUGGGACUAUCAUGUCAUAUUAAUAAUACGAGGUGGCUCGCCCGCUGAGGAAAGUCUGGUGUACGACCUCGACUCUUCGUUGAGCUAUCCAACGAAGUUUUCUGAGUACUGGCAGAAAACCUUCAGACCCGAUAUUCCACUGAAAAACGUGUUCAGUAGGUCGGGAAGAGUUUCAAGAUGGCAAGAAAUGAUGGAAUCCAGGAGGUUUCGGGUAACUCCGCACAAAGACUUCGUGGCGACGUUCUCAUCGGACCGCCAACACAUGAAGAACGAAGACGGCACCUGGCAGGUUGGCUUUUCCGAAGUUUCUUUCGACGUUUCCCUCCAGAUGCCUCCACCGACGUGGGACCCGCCCAACCCCCAGAGCCCCUCAAAUAUGGAAGCCUUCAUCGAGAUGAGUCUGGAAUUCGGCGCCACUCGUCUGAUGGAUGAAACCGCCUUCCACGACUUUUUCACGCAACGGCUCUCCAACGUUUUUGAUAAAUGA